AGCAGUAGCACAGUUAGCCUCCAGCAGCUGUCGGUGGCAGUCAGUCAGUCAGUCAGUUCCAGAGCUGGUACGGCAGUUAUCGUCGUCGUCCUCCUCUUCCUUCCCUCCCGUGGACAGACAAGCCGUGGACGACCGGGUUGUUUCUUCGGGAGCCAGCUGCGGUUGAAUCGUUGUCCUCGCCGCCGCAACAGGAAGCAGCAGCAGCAGCUCUCUGGGCCAUGGCCAGAACAGAACAAGUGCUGGUGCUGGAGCCACAACACGAGCUGAAGUUUAGAGGCCCGUUUACAGAUGUCGUCACUGCCACUCUGAAGCUCACCAACCCCACAGAUAGAAAUGUGUGUUUCAAAGUCAAGACAACCGCCCCGCGCAGAUAUUGUGUGCGCCCCAACAGCGGCGUCAUCGACUCUGGAUCUUCCGUCAACGUCUCUGUUAUGCUACAACCUUUUGACUAUGACCCCAAUGAAAAGAGUAAACACAAAUUCAUGGUGCAGUCCAUGCUGGCUCCGUACGACAUGACUGACAUGGAAGGAGUUUGGAAGGAGGCGAAGCCAGAAGAGCUGAUGGAUUCAAAGUUGAGAUGUGCAUUCGAGAUGCCGCUAGAAAAUGACAAAACUCAUGAGAGUGAAAGCAACAAAACUCUGUCUUCCUCUACCUCCUCUGUUCAGACCGAGCACUCCGCACUGCCCAAGUCCGCCAGCGCCUCGCUGGAUGACGGCGAGGUGAAGAAGAUCAUGGAGGAGUGCAAGCGGCUGCAGAUGGAAGUGCAGAGGCUACGGGAAGAAAACAAACAGAUCAGGGAGGACGACGGGCUGCGGAAGAGAAAGCCGACGUCGAUGGCCGCUACUCACCCCUCUUCUUCCUCCGUCAUGGCAACCUCAGCCAUGAGGGACGAAGGCCUAAGCAUCCGUGUGCUGGCGCUCUGCGUGCUCUUCUUUGUCAUUGGAGUCAUCAUUGGCAAGCUGGCCCUGUAGAGACACAGACGGACAGAGCACAGUGACAGACGGACGGCGUGCUCGGGAGGACACGCGUCAAUGACGGCAACGGGGAUGUCUUCUGGGUUUAUGUUUAUUUCUCUUUCUUUCUUUCUUUUUUUUUUUUUAAACAUUUAAGGCAAUAUCAUGAUGGGUUGUCUGGGUGGAAAAUAAUUUAAUGUGUAAAAAAGAAAAACAAAGGAAGGCAAUCCCAAGUUAAACCACCAGUGAGAGCAUUUGUUACAGAUCCUGCCUUCUUUUUUUUUUCUUUUUUUUUCUUUUUUUUUUCUGUGAAACAAUCACCACCUGUGAUCCGUUCUUUCCGUCCAUCUCUCGUUCUUAAACGAUCUUCCCCAACUUGCACAGGUAACAGUUAGCAGUGUGUGGAAAUGGCUUCACUCUGGCUGAAUGUCUAAAGUCUUUCAUUGAUUCUUUACUGAUUAUCAAGUCUUUAACUUCCACAUUGUAAGAAAGAUCCAACACUCCUCCUCUGAAGAUCUCUCUUCCACUUCUUAAUGAUAAUCUACGAGGAGAGGUGAACACAAGUGAUGAGUGAAAGACUUUUUUUUUUCUAGACUCAAACUGUAUUGUCUUCUACUCAGUUUGUGGUUAAAAAAAAAAAAUCAAGCCAGUUUAAACCCGUGCAUUUGUGUGCGUGUGUCUGGGUCUUGUUGAUUUUUAUUUUUUUUUUCCUCCUGCAGGAGGGCUGAUGUGACUGCAUGUGAAUGUUUUUAUGUGAGGAGACCACAAACGGUGAAAUCACAGGCUGUUGACUUUUAGAGCAAAGGAUGAGGGGUGGUUUAACAGAUUUCCUGUACACAACAGAAAAAUGGGGGUUUGUUUGUUGAAAAUCUGAUUUAAAAACUGUUACUGACCAGACCAAGGAAUCAAUAGAAAUAUAAUAAAUCCAUUUUUUGGGCCAUUGGUUAAAUUAUGACUGUAAAAUCAAGAUUAUGACAAAGGAUUUAUGCUGCACGGUGAUCAAGUAUAAAGACAAAGCUGUAAUAUAGCUCUAAAACAUCAGAUUUUCCCAGUUAACACAUUUUCUUGAUCAUUUCUUCCUCAGGUUGAGAGGGAGAGAGUGGCACUAGCCGGAAAACAAAAAAACAAAAGACACCUUUAAAAUAAACUUGUCAUGCAAAACCAACUUGGACAUUUUCAAUAUAUAACACACAGUAUGUAAAAAUAGUUUUGGCCACCUUGUUUAAGUUUGCCCAUGGAGUAUUGUAUUUGUGUCCUGUAUUACAGCAGUUGUUUGCUUUCUUUCUUAUAUUAUCAUGUAGCCACAAUGCUUCUCAUGUUUAAUAUCCAAAUGCACUAUAUUCAAGUGUCCACUCUGCAGUCUGCAUGAAAUGACCUGGAUUUAUUAUGAUUAUUAUUAUUUGAGUGUUGGAAAUUAUGUGAGCAAAACAGAAAACAAAGUACCGUCUUUUCAAAAGGGACCAUCUUGAGUCUGGUUCAUCAGUGUGUGUGUGUGUUUGUGUGUGUGUGUGUGUGUGUGUUUUUGUUUCCUUUCAGUCAUCCUUUUCUUCAGUUUCCUGUUGGGCUCUGGUGGUUGUGUGAGAAAACCGAGACAACACAGCUGUAUUAUCUCGGCUAUCACAUGACCACCUCAGCAAAACUGGGUCGUUAAGAAAUCGAAUAAAUAUGUGUAUUUUUCGUUGCCUGAAGGAGCUCGGGGGAGCAGAGAUGUGGGGAUGUGGACUGGCCUGUGAAUACACACUACAUUAAAAAUAAAUAAUAAAAAGGCAUCAGUGCUUCAGACCACACAUGCAGAGAUACAGUCACACAACAAUGUAAUCACACAGUAAUUGGAUACUCUUUUGUAUGUACAUAAAAAUAAAAUAACUUAAAAGAUAACUGGUAAAGUUAUUAACAUACUAUAGUAAAGGAAGAAAAUAGUUAAACAACCACCAUGGAUCAUGUAGCAUCAUAAUGAAUUAAAAUACAUAAACCCCCAAA
This is a messenger RNA of Scomber japonicus (chub mackerel), 2933 nucleotides long. Its product is annotated as vesicle-associated membrane protein-associated protein B-like. Gene Ontology annotation, cellular component: plasma membrane; endoplasmic reticulum membrane. Gene Ontology annotation, molecular function: FFAT motif binding. NCBI's taxonomy places the organism in Eukaryota, Metazoa, Chordata, Actinopteri, Scombriformes, Scombridae. Gene Ontology annotation, biological process: endoplasmic reticulum membrane organization. The transcript has 6 exons. The record is from RefSeq and is a predicted model, not a curated record. The coding region runs from base 219 to 971 and encodes 250 amino acids.